Messenger RNA from Orycteropus afer afer, 828 nucleotides. Its product is annotated as alpha-S2-casein-like. The record is from RefSeq and is a predicted model, not a curated record. The coding region runs from base 1 to 828 and encodes 275 amino acids. The transcript is spliced from 14 exons. Gene Ontology annotation, cellular component: extracellular region. Gene Ontology annotation, molecular function: zymogen binding; protein homodimerization activity. NCBI's taxonomy places the organism in Eukaryota, Metazoa, Chordata, Mammalia, Tubulidentata, Orycteropodidae.
AUGAAGUUCUUUAUCUUUACCUGCCUUUUGGCUGUUGCUCUUGCAGAGCAUAAGAUGGAACCUCGCUCCUCUAGUGAGGAAUCUGUCAGCAUUUCCCAGGAGAGAUCUAAGCAGUAUAAGAAUGUGGUCAUUCAUCCCCGUGAGGAAACCAUAAAGAUGAUGGCUGAUAAGGAAACUUCAAGUAGCUCAUCUAGUGAGGAAUCUGCUGAAGUUUUCACACAGAAAACUGAGCUCACUGAGGAAGAAAAGAAUUUUCUAAAAGAACUGAAUAAAAUCAACCAAUUUUAUCAGAAGUUGAGCCUCCUCCAAUAUCCCCAGGCUUUUCUUCAGCACCAUACUGUUAUGAGCCCAGAGAAUCACAUUAGAAGAGUUGCCUAUCCCUUUAUUCCCACUGUGGUGAGUACUGCAUUUUUGUUUAAUCAUUUCCAAGGCAAAACAGUAGAUCUUAAUUUGAGAUCAAUGGACAAGUUCCAGAAGAAAAUUGAGCUGACUAAAAAGGAAGAGAAUUACCUGAGACAGCUGAACAAAGCCAACCAACAUCAUCGGAAGUUCACCAUCCCUCAUUCUCUCAAGGCUGUUCCUCAAUAUCAGACAGCCAGGAUCCCUUGGAAUCACAUUAAGACAAAUGCUUACCAAUAUAUCCCCAUUCAGCUGCUUCUACUUGAUUUGGGUUUGGACAAUCCAUCUUCUAUACAGCUUUCUUAUCCAUCACAUCACUUCACACAACGAGUAUGUUUGGAUAGGCUUAUUGAAAAUAUACCAAUAUUGAGCCAAAAGAAGACUGCAGAAAUUCCCUGUAUUGUUUAUACUUUUCCUGUUAGUUCAUAA